AAUAAUUAUUGAUUUUAUUUCGAGUUUGUGUCUUUGUGAGUUUAGUUUGUUUAGUGCGAUAAGGUUCAAAGAUCAAUCAAAAAUAUUAAAUUACUUAGAUAAAAUGGCCUAUGACACAGUGGAAAAAUGUACAGCACCAUCAGAAGGAAACGGUGAUUGGAAUAUUUUGUAUUGGAUUUUGGGAACUAUUUGUAUGCCGGUCGCAGUGCCACUGGUAUUGAUUAAUCUAUGGAGACGUUCUUUGGUGGCUAAACAAAGAAAAUGUUUGCCUGGAAAGGUCGUGCUAAUCACGGGGGCCUCUUCGGGCUUGGGAGAAGCAUUGGCUCAUGUCUUCUACAAAGCUGGAUGUAAAGUAAUUUUGGCAGCACGUAGACUAAAUGAAUUGGAAAGGGUGAAAAAGGACCUAAUGGCAUUGGAAGUGGUUGGUACUGCCUAUCCUCCCACAGUAAUGUCAUUAGAUUUGGCUGAGUUGAAUGCCAUACCGAAAUUUGCCAAUGACGCCAUAGCUAUACACAAUGGAAUUGAUAUUUUGAUUAAUAAUGGAGGGAUAAGUGUUAGAGCUGAAGCUAUUUCAACUGCUUUGGAUGUUGACUUGAAAGUAAUGACAGUAAAUUAUUUCGGUACCGUUGCCUUAACCAAGGCUGUACUACCUUCAAUGGUUAAAAAGCAAACAGGCCAUAUAUGUUUUAUAAGUUCAGUGCAAGGAAAAAUUGCAUUGCCGUAUAGGUCUGCAUAUUCGGCUUCUAAACAUGCCUUACAAGCAUUUUCCGAUUCUCUUCGGGCCGAGGUAGCAUCUAAAAGAUUGAAGGUCACAUGCUUUAGUCCAGGUUAUAUAAAAACUCAGUUGUCCGUAAAUGCGUUGACUGCAAGUGGACAAAAACAUGGAAAAAUGGACAAAGCCACAUCAAAAGGCAUGUCAGCCGAGGAAUGUGCCGCUAGUAUUUUGAAAUCAUUGCUGGGCAAUGAAAAGGAUGUUAUCAUUUCAGAUCUCCAAGCUAAGGUUGGAUUUUGGCUGCGCUUUAUAUGCCCUCCAUUGUACUUUUGGAUUAUGGAAAAACGAGCCCUUUCAACGGUAAAGGAGGAAUAAAUUAUUACCAAUUAUUUAGUCAAAAUAAGCACAACUAUAUAUUGAAAUAUAUGUAAUUUCACAAAAUUUCGGAACUUUAUUAUA
This is a messenger RNA of Musca domestica (house fly), 1171 nucleotides long. RefSeq names its product dehydrogenase/reductase SDR family protein 7-like. The record is from RefSeq and is a predicted model, not a curated record. Gene Ontology annotation, molecular function: oxidoreductase activity. Lineage: Eukaryota; Metazoa; Arthropoda; Insecta; Diptera; Muscidae. The coding region runs from base 104 to 1087 and encodes 327 amino acids. Gene Ontology annotation, cellular component: membrane. The transcript is spliced from 3 exons.